This is a messenger RNA of Populus euphratica (Euphrates poplar), 861 nucleotides long. RefSeq names its product temperature-induced lipocalin (gene TIL). Gene Ontology annotation, biological process: lipid metabolic process; response to reactive oxygen species. The transcript is spliced from 2 exons. The record is from RefSeq and is a predicted model, not a curated record. The coding region runs from base 125 to 682 and encodes 185 amino acids. Gene Ontology annotation, cellular component: cytoplasm. Lineage: Eukaryota; Viridiplantae; Streptophyta; Magnoliopsida; Malpighiales; Salicaceae.
ACCACAAAUAUCUCAGCCCCUUCCUAUAUUUGCCUUAUAAAGAAGUAUUUAAAGCUCAAGAUACAGAACUCGUAAAGCGAAAAAAGCAACGCGAUAAAACCCUCUCCAUCAAAGCUUUGAAUCAAUGGCUAGCAAAAAAGAAAUGGAAGUGGUGAAAGGAGUAGACUUGAAGAGGUACAUGGGAAGAUGGUAUGAAAUUGCUUCAUUUCCAUCAAGAUUCCAACCCAAGAAUGGAGUGAACACAAGGGCCACUUAUACGCUGAAUGAGGAUGGUACUGUCCAUGUGCUUAAUGAGACGUGGAAUGAUGGCAAGAGAGGGUACAUAGAGGGUUCUGCUUAUAAGGCUGAUCCUAACAGUGAUGAGGCUAAACUCAAGGUCAAGUUUUAUGUCCCGCCAUUCUUGCCCAUCAUUCCUGUUGUUGGAGAUUACUGGGUUCUGUCUCUUGAUGAUGAUUAUCAGUAUGCUUUGAUUGGCCAGCCUAGUAGGAAAUAUCUCUGGAUACUAUGCAGGAAGACCCAUAUGGAGGAUGAGAUCUAUAAUCAGCUAGUGGAGAAGGCGAAAGAACAGGGAUAUGAUGUGGAGAAGCUCCACAAGACUCCACAGACUGACCCACCACCGGAAGAAGAAGGGCCCAAGGACACCAAAGGCAUCUGGUGGAUCAAAUCCAUUCUAGGAAAGUAAAGUAGAAAAUAACUUAAAUAAGAAAGAUUACCAAGCAGAGGGUUAAGCACAUGCACUACAUAGAGCAGGACUGUUGUGUUUUAAUACCCCUUUGUGCCUUUCUUUCUGUAAAGAAUGUUCUUGUUUUUAAAUAGUCGGUUCCUAAAUUAUAUAGAAGGUGCAGAACUUUUUCUAAAUAA